Sparassis crispa is the source of this 1071-nucleotide messenger RNA. RefSeq names its product Cysteine synthase 1. NCBI's taxonomy places the organism in Eukaryota, Fungi, Basidiomycota, Agaricomycetes, Polyporales, Sparassidaceae. Bases 1 to 1071 code for a protein of 356 amino acids. Gene Ontology annotation, molecular function: cysteine synthase activity. Gene Ontology annotation, cellular component: cytoplasm. The transcript is spliced from 6 exons. The record is from RefSeq and is a predicted model, not a curated record.
AUGUCGAGUGCAUUGCGGGCCAAAGCCUUCAGAAGGGCAUUCACCUCCCGCGCCGUCGACGGGUUCGUCGGGGCUGUCGGAAACACACCUCUUAUUCGACUAAAAAAGCUCUCUGAGCUAACUGGGUGUAACAUCGUCGGCAAGGCAGAGUUCCAGAAUCCAGGAGGCAGCGUCAAGGAUCGCGCUGCGCUGGGUGUUAUCCGGGAUGCCGAGGAACGAGGUCUUCUCAAGGCUGGAGGUACCGUGGUCGAAGGCACCGCAGGAAACACCGGCAUCGGUCUCGCACAUGUCUGCAGAGCCCGGGGCUAUAGAUGUGUGAUAUUCAUGCCUGACUCGCAGAGUCAAGAAAAGAUCGAUCUCCUGCGGAUGCUGGGCGCCGAGGUCUACCCAGUUCCCGCGGUCGCGUACGAGAACCCGAAGAACUACAACCACCAGGCGCGCGAAUUCGCUGCAUUGCUGCCGAACGCCAUCUGGACGGACCAGUUCGACAACACCGCGAACGCGCGGGCGCACUACGAGACCACGGGUCCGGAGAUCUGGGAGCAGACUGGCGGGAACGUCGACGGGUUCAUCUGCGCGACCGGCACCGGCGGCACAUUGGCGGGUGCGGGUAAGCUCUUGCUCGAGAAGAGUGACGGGAAGACGCAGAUAUGGUUGGCGGACCCACCGGGCAGUGUCCUUUACAGCUAUAUCACCAGCGGCGGACAACUCACUGAGAGGAGCGGUAGCUCGAUCACGGAAGGUAUUGGCCAGGGUCGUAUUACAAACAACUUGGGCACAAUUGUCAAACAACUCUCGGGGGCGUUGCAAAUACCCGACACCAAAUCCAUGGCGAUGAUCUAUGACUUGUUGGAUACAGAAGGUCUAUACCUGGGAGCUAGUUCUGCACUGAACGUCGUCGCUGCGGUAGAACUUGCACAGCAACUGGGUCCAGGCAAAACUAUCGCCACGAUCCUUUGUGAUGGUGCCUACCGGUACCAGAGCCGACUGUUCUCGAAAACGUGGUUGCAGGCGAAGGAGCUUGAGGGUGCGAUCCCCGAGCACCUGAAGAAAUACGCCGUGUUGGACUAG